Messenger RNA from Aspergillus candidus, 1214 nucleotides. RefSeq names its product NAD(P)-binding protein. The record is from RefSeq and is a predicted model, not a curated record. The transcript is spliced from 4 exons. NCBI's taxonomy places the organism in Eukaryota, Fungi, Ascomycota, Eurotiomycetes, Eurotiales, Aspergillaceae. The coding region runs from base 129 to 1070 and encodes 313 amino acids.
GUCGCAAUGGGGGGCCCUUCACUCCGAUGCCCACGGCUCGAGAUGUAUAAAUACUCCCAUAGACCCUCGCUUGUUCUGCGAGAACCAACAAUCAAAAAACCUCAAAUAAUCUCCUACCAUCUCCAACCAUGGCCAUCAUCGCUGUCGCCGGUGGAACCGGCAACCUGGGACGCGCUAUUGUCGAGGCAUUGAGAGACACGACGAGCCACUCCGUCCAUGUCUUGACAAGAAAGCCCGACGACGAUCUAGCAAAAGAGCUAGGCGUCCCACUGCUUCUCGCGGACUACGCCAACGUCGCAUCCCUUACCACCCUGCUGGAAAGCAACAAGAUCGACACCAUCGUGUCUACGGUAUCCGUGCUCGACGACACCGCCAGCAACGCCCAGCUGAACCUCAUCGAAGCUGCCGAGAAAUCAUCGAGCACAAAGCGAUUCAUCCCGAGCGAGUUCGGCAUGCGUUACACCCAAGAACAUGCAAGGGACCUCCCAUUCGUCGCAGGCAAACUAGCCGCAGUGCAAAAGCUGCAGUCCUCCACAAGCCUCGAAUACAGCCUCCUCUCGAACGGGAUCUUCACAGAUUACUACGGGAUGCCCAAAGUCAAAAGCUACCUCCAGCCAUUUGUUCUGGCAGUCGAUAUAGCGCACAACGCAGCUGCGAUCCCAGGCUCGGGCGACGUGCCCGUCGUGUUCACGCAUACCUUCGACGUAGCCCGGUUCAUCGCUGCGUUCGUCAGCGCGCCGGACUGGCCCGAGCGGGGCACGAUCAUCGGCGACAAGAAGACCUGGAAUGAACUUGUUGCCCUCGCGGAAGAAGCCAAAGGAGUCAAGUUCAACGUGACGCACGACAGCGAGGAGAAGUUGGAAAAUUUCCAGGUCACAGAGCUUCCAUCGCAUCCGUCCAUGUAUGCAUUCCUGCCCAAGGAACAGCUCCAGCGCAUCCUUGCUACCUUCGGCCGCUGGUCGAAUGCUGGCGACUUGGAUCUGUCUGAGGACGAGUCGCUCAACCGCCGCUUCCCGGAGAUCCGGCCGCGGAGCGUCCGCGAUGUUCUAGAGGAGGGUUGGAAGGCUUGAGCGGUGCCAUCUCUAGUGCUGGCAGAGGUUUUUCGACACAGUCCGCCUCUCUCCCUCUCUCUCUCUCUUUUACUCUCUGAUUAGUACUAUACUGCCUGUGGAAACAAUCAUGCGUCUUUCUUUCUAUAUCAAGCGGAUGCAGAC